UAUAAAAUGUUUUGUUUAUAAAAUUAUUGUUGGUCAAACUGCGAAGUUGCAACGUUGUUCUCUAUGUCGUUGAAAAUAAGAAACUUGUGUUGUUGUGGGGUUUUGUGAGGUGUAUAUUUGUUUAAAUAUGCCUAAACGCGUUAAAGCGAUUAGAAAUUGGGAAAGUGAUUUUGUUCCCGGAAGAGAACAACAUAAACACUACUAUGAGCACGACGACCGCGGGGCGGCCAACACGCGCCGAGUGUCCUUCAAGCCGAGCAGCAGCCGCGUGGUGGGCAAGAAGGGCCGCCGCGACUGGGACAAGGCGGCGGUGCUGGCGCGUCUCGCCGACGACGACGUGGACAUGGGUCUGCCCGGCUUCAGCGGCAAGUUCGCCGGCAGAUUUGGCGACGUGCGCGGUGGCUGGUCGGGACGGCGUAACCACAACCACAACCGCGGCCGCAACUCGCCCAUGCUGCCCGGGGGCCCCAGGAAGGUGCCCAACUUCCCCUCUCACUGGUACAAGGUCCGGAUUCCGUAUGGCCACAAGUACCCCAAGGAUUACAUCAUGAAGGCACUGCAGAGCUACAUCUCUCCUCAGCCUCUGAUACCAUACGCGUUUCGUGUGAUGGGAUCUGAAGCAUCGUUCUGUGUUGACGACCCCAAGACGGCAGAAGAACUGAUGAAUGCCGACAGGAAGAUAACCGCCACAGACGGGUACAAGCUGCUGGUGAAGGUGCACCCGGGGUUCCCGUACUUUGAGGUGAGCGACGCGCUGAAGGCGCGCGUCAAGGAGGUGAUGGGCAAGCGCUACAACGUAGUCACCAAGGCCCUCGACCUCACCAACUUCCACAACGACGACGACCUGAAGAGCGGGGAGCUGCUGGUGCCGCUGUCGCGCCCCAACGUGAUGGCGCUGGUGCUGGAGAUCGUGGCGGAGAACAUCCCGGAGCUGGCGGCCCUGGACCUGGGGGGCAACCGCCUGCACGCCCUGGAGUCGCUCGCCAACCUGCACAAGAAGGCCCCUCGCUUGACCGUGCUGCACCUCGGCAGGAACAGGAUCCGCGACCUCCGCGGUCUGGUCAACCUCAAGAACCUGGACAUCGAGGACCUGGUGCUGGACGGCAACCCCGUGUGCAAGAAGUUCAGCGACCAGACGCUCUACGUCAGUGAGGUGAGGAAGUGGCUGCCCAAGGUCGUCAAGCUGGACGGAGUCAACCUGCCGCCGCCCAUCGUGUUCGACACCACGGAGAAGACCAAGAAGCCCCCGUCGCGGGGCGCCUUCAUGUGCGCGGACGCCGGCAGCCUGGUGGUGAAGCAGUUCAUAGAGCAGUACUACCAACUGUACGACGGCGGCAACCGCCAGGGGCUGCUCGACGCCUACCAUGAUGCGGCCAUGUUCUCGCUCAGCUGCGCCACCUACAAUGCGUCCGGCAGGCUGAUGCCCUACAUCACGGAGAGCCGCAACCUGCUGCGGGUGUCGGACGACGGCCGCCGCCAGAAGUGCCUGCACGUGGGCCGCGCCGGCAUCAUCGCCUUCCUGGGGAGCCUGCCCCGCACGCAGCACGACCCCGUGUCCUUCACCGUCGACCUCACCGUCUGCUCCCCGCAGCUGAUGAACGUGGUGGUGACGGGCGUGUUCCGGGAGCCGGACUCCAAGGACUCUGCCCUGCGGGCCUUCGCCAGGACCUUCGUGAUCGUCCCCUUCGGCACGGGCUACUGCAUCGUCAACGAGCAGCUGUUCGUGACGCCCGCCACUCCCAGCCAGGUCAAGGUGGCGUUCCAGGCUCCCGCGUCGCUGCCACCGGCCGUGCCUGCGCCCGUGCCAGCGGGGGAGGCGGCCGCGCAGCAGGCGGUGGCCGCGCUGUCCUCACAGACCGGCAUGAACCUGCUCUGGUCCAAGAAGUGUCUGGAUGAAACCAACUGGGACUUCCAGAAGGCGCUGGAGACGUUCGCCGUGCUGCACAAGCAAGGCACGGUCCCUGCCGAGGCGUUCAUCAAGUGAGUGCGCGGCGAUGGGUCCGUUCGCCCUCGCCUCUGCACGGCUGCGCCACGGCUCUCCGCCUCCGCGGCUACGAACAAUCGAUUACCUGUUUCUUAUUUCUCGUUAUCAUUAAAACCAAGUGGUUUUUUUUUUUUUUUUUCAACUUGCGUUUUUUCAGACUUCAGUUGGAAGCUUACUGUUGUGUUUUCUCAGGAAAGUGAAUUUUCUGUACCGUAUUCAGUGGACAUGAAGGGUAACUACUUAUCUUAUUGUUUUAAAGUUUUAGAUUAUCAUUAGUUUGAUACGUAAAUUUUUUUGGCUGAUGCAAAUAUGUUGAGCUCUUGCCUUGCAAAAGUUGAUACCCUUUUAAUAUUUAACCAGUGCUGAAAUAUUGUUUAUUUUUACGUUACUAGAACCUGUUUUGAUGCCCAGCGCUGGGAGAAAAAAAGUAUCUAUCGUUGCAUUUUUUGCUUUCAAAUUUUUUAUUUUUUUUUCUCUCGAUAAUAGUCAUAAAAUGAAGAUGAAUUCAUUUUAAGCAUGUUUCCUUUCAUCUCGGCUAUUUUAAAUCAAGUGUAGGUUUGAGAAUUUUUUAUUAUUUUUAAUUUCAAAACUUCAUGUGCAAUGGCUUUGAUUGUAUGUACCAACAGCAAAUCUGAGGCUUCAAGUUCAACAUACCUGUGAUGCUAAGAAAUAUUCAAAAUGUAAUUUUUUGUCAUGUGUUUUUGUGUGGAAAAAAAUAUUGAAAUACAUGUAAUUUAUGCGAAGAGAGCUCUGUCAGUGAAAUUUAUGUUUUUUACUUCUUUUUUAUUAAAUGUCUGGUUCAGCUGUGCAAAAAAAAUUUUCAGCCACAAAUUAUUUAAUACUAUCUGUAUGUAUUUAAAUACAGUACUAUGUAGUUGGAAAGUGGAAUGUGUUGGGUCGGAAUGCUGUGUGUGCACUUUGGACGCUGUGAUCCGGGAGUUAAAAAGUUUUUGUAGCACUGUUAGUAGCCCUUUGUUAACUGUUCAGCUGAAUUUGUUUUUUUUUUUCUGGAAGGAACAAUGGAUGUGUGAUAUUCGUCACGGGGUGGAGAUGGUCAGUAUAUUCAAUUCAUACAUUUUUAUGCAUAACUAAACAGGUUAAUCUCCAUUUUAUAAAUGGUGGCUUUGUUGAAACACCUAGUUAAGGCACAUUUAAAGAUUUUCAAAUCCUUUGAGUGACACUUAAUAUUUAGUCCUGUGUGAAUGCUAGUUUUUUGAUGCUAAGCGAAUAUAAAAUUGAAUGUUUAAAGUAUUCUUGAUGUCAAAUCAAAUUGUGAAUAUUGAUCACGGCAAAGCUGUAUUACACAUAUUUUUUAAAAUAUGUGACUGAAUUAAAAAAAUAUAUAUUAAUCAUCUAACAUUUGUAAUGUUCGAAUUUGUUAAAUAUCUAACCAUUUGGGCCUUAUAUAUAACAUCAUUCAAUAAAAAUUGUAAAAUAACUAUGCAUAAUAUUGAUAUUGGGCAUUCGUAAAAGUAAAUGGAGUGUCACGAUUUAAUUUUUUUAAGUAACCGUCUUUAUUCAAGCAAAACAUGUUCAACACAAAAGAAAGAAAUAUUUUCCUGGGAGAUAGUCUUCCAGUGUUUUAAAGCUUUGCAUCACAACAUUCACAACCUAAGCCUCAAUUCAUUCUCAUAGUCAAAGCUUCACACAGGCCUAUAGUAGUACUAUAGUAGGCCUAUAGUACCAACUAGAGUUGUAGUUUUUUUUUUUUUAAAUUUGAUUUAAUCACUGUACGACAAUGAUUAACACAGGUAAAUACUUGUUGCGACCAUACCAAUUAAAAUUGACAUCGGGCAUUAAGGAAGUAGCAACUAAACUACUUCGUAAAACCAGUUGAGUCCAAGGUUGCUGGGUGUGGUUCUUGUGCCUGCACCUUAAGUAGGAACAUGAUAUGUUCUGUCUCUGCCACACUGAUGUACCAGGUAGGAUGACCUUCAGUAUGCAUGGAGAUACUUAUACUUGAAACUUUGAAAGGGAACUAUGUUUACUGUACCCAUGUAAAGGGUGGGGUAGAAUGCAAUCUGUGGUGUGGAGCGUGAAUUGUGAAAAAACAGUUCAAGAUAAAGGAAAAAUGUUUUUUUUUUUAUUUUUGUCAAGUACUUAUGCCAUUUUUUGUUUGCUUAACUUUUAAGGAUAAAAUCGUCCAAGUGGUGGCCUUGGCGGGCAAUGCACAUAGUGAGUUGUUCAAGUAAAGUUUUCACCCACUCUAUCCAGCAUAUCUUGUAAAAUUCCGGUGAUUACGUCCUCAAAUUGCCUCCUUCAAAGCUUCCAGGGUUCGAGGUCGAACUUUGUAAACUGCAGUUUUGAGGUAGCCUCAUAGAAAAAAAGUCACAGGCCAAUCCUGGGAGCAAGGGGCCACGGGACAUCCCCUCGUAAGAUCAGGCGGCCGGGAAACAUUUCUGCAAAACUUUGCAUGAACGAAGAGCAGUACGGGCCGUGGUUCCGUCCUGUUGAAACCAGAAGACUUCGUUGUAUUCCCUGCCCUGCUGUUCUAUUUUUUGCCAUAAAAUGUUCUCCAGCAUCUCACAAUGGCACGCUGGAAUCAGUCAUAAUUGAGACUCCCCCUCAAAAAAAAAAGGGGGGGGGGGAGGGCAGUUAUGCCUAUCAAGGAGACAGUGCUCUAAACUGUCACUAUUGGGCUGAUCCAUUUUCGAAAGGUUUUAGGGUCAAGAACACUUGUCGUUACAAAUUAAAUUGAACUGCCUGCUAAAGGUCCUCUGCGUCGCCACCAUACUUUACCCGUUUUAAGAAACGGCCUCCACAACAAAGCCUUGUUGCUCACCUGUCCAUUUCACGGCGACUACUGAACACGGCGUUGCUACCCCGACCUAACGGCACCUGCCCCACCCCUCUGCCUGUCCGGGAGCCCUAGGGACUGCAUUCCGCCCCAGCCUGUAAAACGAGGAACUUCACCGCAGAUUAUUCUAAAUAUUUAAGAGAGAUUUGAUAAGCAUGUGAAAAGUUCUGUGGAAUUUCAACAUGUUUUGUUAGAAUCUUGUUUAAUGCUGAUGAACUAGCUGCGAAACCAUUUACUUUAUUUCUUUUGUUGUCCUGUUGUGUUUUACCAAAGUUAAAAUGUCAUGAUGGUGAUACUGAAGUAUAAGCUACAUUGACUGGUGUUUCCUGUAGUUUUCUAGAAUAAUAAUCUUUACAAAAACAAUUUUCUAAAUAAAAUAUCUAGUAACACUCACUCAUUCUUAGUAUCAGUACAUUUAAAUUCUUGGAAUCUAACUAUACUUUUCGGUAUAUAAAAAUCAUGUUUUCAGCAUUAUGUUUAGUGCAUUCCUCUUGUGAAUUGGGGUUUAAAUAAGGUUAUAAAUAUUUUUGUAAAGAGAGAAAUAUGCCCGAAGUGUUCCACUGCAAACCAUCUUUUGAUUGUCUCAGUGAUUGGUGGAUCAUGUAUCCCAGGUCCAACGAUAUUUUAAAACGCUCUCAUCAUGCAUGCUUCUCGGUAUUGUCUAUUGGGCGCUUCCAUAUAAAACUCAGUUGAGAUGCUUUUCAAAAUUUCACUUUAGAAAAAUCUCGUGUAGUUUUAUGCAAAGAAAUUUAGCUUGAUUAAGUUGUGUACUGUGUCGACUUUCAGAAAGUGUCUUAACCUGAGCUUGCUUAAAUUAGGCAGAGAAACAAGAAAAUUAAUCAACAGGUGAUUGAUUAUAUUAACAGUACAUAGUUAUUUUGUUUUAAAACAUUUCUGGCUAAUGUGGAGUUUUACAUCUUUUUUUUUGUAUUUAGUAACUGUUCAGUAUAAAGUACUUCCAUUGACCUUUGAGUUCUCUCGUUAUGUUGUAUUGAGAUUUCACUGUGAGUGAAUUUUUCUAUGUAGGUCUGUGUUUUUGUUUAAGUACUUUUAUAUUAUAUGGAAUUGUAAAAUAAAUAAAAAGGUUAUAAAGAAGAAUGUAGCUGCUUAUAAAUGGCAAGUAUUUCAGGUUAAAAUAAAAAAUUGUAAAUAUCAUGGCCUAUAAACCAUGAGAAAAUUAUUUGCUAGAUCUCUGAUCAUGUUUAGUUCAUGGUCAAGACUUUUAGGUCAUGGAAUCUGGGAUUCAUAUGAAUGUUGUGUUUAAGUAGGCUUCGGGGGUACUGACAAAUGGUUUGAGAUUGAAAUAAUUUGCUCUAAGCUGUUCAGAAGAAAUCUGUAAGUUUGAAGAUGUCGAGGAACUCUGUUCAUAAAGAUGCUAACAGGACUCCGAUCGGGUGACAUGCUCUUGUCUUUUUCUAAAAGAAUGACAGUUAAUUUUCAUGUUCAUAUUGAUAGAAAAAAAUUAUCGUUAGAAGUUUGUUGUAAAUGUGCGACUUCCUUCACUCGCUGUGCAGACGUUUUUUUAGAUGGAAUGAUAAACCUUUGAGCUGCAAUAGUUUGUUUAAUGAACUUGUUGGUAGGGGUGUCUGGUGUGACCACAGAGUGACCAUAUCUCAUGACUGAAUAAUAUCAAAACAACUGAGAAUCUAAGAUUAACCUUUCCUGCUGUAUUUCUCAAGAGGAAAAUAAAAGUCUGUGCGUGUAA
Molecule: messenger RNA, 6486 nt
Organism: Bacillus rossius redtenbacheri
Lineage: Eukaryota; Metazoa; Arthropoda; Insecta; Phasmatodea; Bacillidae
Product: nuclear RNA export factor 1-like
Exons: 14
Coding region: 128-1984 (618 amino acids)
Biological process (GO): poly(A)+ mRNA export from nucleus
Cellular component (GO): cytoplasm; nucleus
Molecular function (GO): protein binding; RNA binding
Source: RefSeq, a predicted model, not a curated record